GUCACAGGUUGUUUUUUUACCGUGAUUGAGAAAGGGGAGUGUGUAUUUGUGUGUGAGUGAGUGAGUGUAUAUGUGUGGGGUUGUGGGGGGAGGGGUAAAAUCGGUCCAUUUAGAUGUUUGUUUUCUCAACGGGCAAGUCAGAGAGAUGUUUACGGAGCCAGAACCUUGACGUGAAGAAAGAGAGAAAAACACCCCACAGACAGCCGCGCGGUGAAGAGGUGGCGGGGUUUCCUUCCAUCCGCAGGCGGCGGCGGGGGAGGGGGCUGGGAGGGAAGCACCCGGUACAAUGGCGAGUUCGCCCAAUUAUUACCACCAGGAGCAGUUAUUACUACACCGGCACUACAACAACAGCGGGGACAAUGAAAACGACCGACGCGCCGGGGAUACGGCUACGAGGAGAAGAACGACGGCGACCAGGACAGUAACAACAACAACAACGGCGGCGGCGCCAGGAUUAUUACCAGCAGCGUCGUCGUCAACGGUUAGAAGCGGGCACGCGACGACGGAGCUGGCACAGCGCGAGAUCCCGGUCGAUCAGCAGCCCCCGGCACGGCUGGAGCGGGGGAUUAACGUUACACAGCCUUGCAAUGUGCGCGAUGCCGCCGUCAGCGACCACAACAACAGCAGCAGCAGCAGCGCGCGCGAGCCGGCGGUUGGCUCCACGCAGCGCGAGACGGUUGCCCCCGCGGGGCGCGAGGUCUCGGCGGCGCGAGCGGCAGCGGCGGCCAGCACCACCGCGACCGCCACCACCUCGACCACGAUGGAUUGUUACGAGGACGUGAAGAAGUACGGCUACAUGAGGAAGCAGAAACACGGCCACAAGCGCUUCUUCGUCCUGAAGGGGCAGAGCCACCUGGGUCCGGCCAGGCUCGAGUACUACGACAGCGAGAAAAAAUGGAGAAACCGAUCGACCGCCCCCAAAAGGGUCAUCCUCCUCUGUCAGUGCUUUACGGUCAGCAGGCGAGCCGAUGCGAAAAGUAAAUACCUCGUAGCCCUGUACACAAAAGAUGAGUACUUUGCCAUGGUGGCAGAGAACGACCAGGAGCAAGAGAGCUGGUAUUUGGCCAUAAGUGAACUAAUGAAUGAAGGGAAGAAGGCACCGCUGGAGCCCGACGAAGUCGAGAACUAUAGUAAUUUAACUCCAGGCACCGUCUUCAAAGAAGUGUGGCAAAUUAAUGUGAAGCCCAAAGGGCUGGGGCAAACCAAGAACCUGACGGGGGUGUACAGGUUGUGUCUUUCUAGCAAGAUGAUCCAUUUUGUUAAAAUCAAUUCUGACGUGCCUUCUGUGCAUUUGCAGCUGAUGAACAUCAGGAGGUGUGGUCAUUCUGAGAACUUUUUCUUCAUUGAGGUUGGCCGUUCUGCCUCUAUUGGUCCUGGUGAGUUGUGGAUGCAGGUGGACGACUCAGUAGUGGCUCAAAACAUGCAUGAGACGAUUUUGGAGACAAUGAGAGCUUUGAAAGCUUUUACUGAGUUUCGUCCCAGAAGUAAAAGCCAAUCCUCUGGAACAAACCCCAUAUCAUUUUUGACUCGAAGACAUCUUGGUAAUUUACCACCAAGUCAGACUGGAUUGCAAAGGCGCUCCAGGACUGAGAGCAUGACUAGUGCCUCUGCAUCAAGAAGUGAAGCAUAUCGUUUUCGAACAUCUAGUGAAGGUGAAGGUACAAUGACACGACCUUUUGGAUCUGUAACUGGAAGUUUAAUCCACUUAAAUUCCGCAAGGAUGGGCUUAAGCAGGGGUGACGGAGGUGGAAGAUAUGUAAAGCCGCCUUUUGGUCCCUCGAACCAUAGUCGGUCGGUGUCUCUGCCUGUGACAUACCUACCAUCUACAACAAGCCCUGUAAGUGUUUCUUCCAGCAGUGGACAUGGUUCUGCAUCUGAUCCUCUUACACGACCAUCUAGUUCAUCCAUUUGUGGUUCUCCAAGUGACGGUGGAUUUAUUUCCUCUGAUGAAUAUGGAUCAAGCCCUGGGGACUUUAGAUAUUUCCGCGUACGGAGUAAUACACCAGAUUCACUUGGUAAUACGCCACCUAUUCAAGAAGAAAACUGCUUGUGUGAUUAUAUUUCAAUGGACAAACAUUUAAAUGCUGUAAAUCAUGAAGGCAGAGCAAGAGAUGAUUAUGUGGUUGCUGAGAAAGGGUACAGAAAGAGAACCCAUUCUCUGACCAGUUCCGGUGCCGUCGUAAUGCAUCAAAAAACGACGCAGACAACUUCAUCUUUGGAUGAGUCUAAUGUUGAUUCAAAUGGUGUGGUUAUUAAUAGCCAAUUGUCAUGUUCUGCCUCACCAAAGUUGACCUGUAAUUCUUACCAUGAAGAUUACAGUGAUAUUGAAAUUGGGCCAUCAGUAAACCAAAACCAAAGCAAAGCAGGAGGUGAUGGUUAUAUGCCAAUGAUGCCUGGUGUUGCAUCUGUUAGCCAUAAUAGAAGCCAGGAUUAUAUGCCAAUGAAUCUUAAAAGUAUUUCUGCUCCAAAACAAAUUGGUUCUUUGUCACCAAGUCAAAUAGACUCCAGGGGAUACAUGGUGAUGACCCCCAAUGAUAGCAGCUCUCCAGUGCGAUGCUUGUUUACGGAGUACAGUUCUAAACUCGGGAGCAACAAUGAAAAAUUAUCUAGUGAAUAUAUGGAUAUGUCCCAGAGAAACCUGAAUACACAGAAAUUAUCCAAUAAUUGCUUCUAUAGUAUCAGUGGACCUGAUGCUUCUAAAUCCUACAGCUCAUAUUAUUCGUUGCCUCGAUCAUUCAAAACUCCUUCAGAGGAAAAUAGUGAGCAUGAUGAGUAUGUUCCUAUGUGUUCACCAGGAAAGUUGAUGUAUGGUGAAACAUCAGUGUUUACUGGCACUAUUGGUAACAGGGGUUUAGUUCAUGAUACUUCUCAAUCUUCAAAGACACAAAGCCAAGAUGAGCGUGUUUUACAGAAAGGAAAGGUUGAGAGACCAACAAGAUUGUCCCUUGGUAUGCCAGAAGUAAACAUUUUGCCAAGACUGUUUGAGCAUAGUUUGCUGCCAGAGCCAAAAAGCCCAGGGGAGUAUAUUAACAUUGCUUUCAAUGAAAAAGCUAGUAAUACACCAUAUUCUCUAUCAGCUGAAGGCUCCCCAUCUUCACUUGGCUCCAGUAGUGAACACAGAAGGUCUCCAUUGUCAGACUACAUGAGUGUUGAUUUAGAUGUACUAUCACCAAAGCCAGGUAUUCUUUCCUCAAAUCCUUUGACUAGUAUGACCAUUGCUUCACGUUCUAGUAUAACCAGAAGCCAGCCAAAUGAUGCCUACAUCAGUGUUCCUCUUGGUGCCACAAGUGUCAACACACCUGCUGAGGUGGAUGAUUACACAGAAAUGACAUUUAAUUUGGCAGUAACAGCCUCUCGUCCUGUUUCACCCAAGUCGAACAGUGUAGAGGUGACAAGUCCUACAGCCAUUGUGAAGAGGUUGUGCAUUAUUGAUCAAUAUGCAAGUAUAAAUACAUUUCCUGUCUCCAAACCUCCCUCUGAUGCCAGUCACGGUCCGAAGGUAAUCCGUGCUGAUCCACAGGGAAGAAGGCGGCACAGCUCGGAGACAUUCUCAUCUACGCCCACAAUGGCACCCUCUUCUCCCUUUUUUGCUGAUGGUGGCAAAAGACAUAGUUCUGCUUCAUUUGAUAAUGUUUGGCUUAAGCCAAAUGACUGCCUUAGUGAUGAGCAUCGGAGUACCAUGUGCAGAAAUACGUCUGCUGGAUUUCAGAAUGGAUUGAACUAUAUUGCAUUGGACUUGAGGGAAGAUCACGGAUGUUGUGAAUCAAAUGGAAGUGUGCAGACUUCAAAUCCCCUCCAAAUUGCCAGCAGCGCAGACUCUAGAGGUUAUGCCAGCAUAGACUUUACCAAAUCGGAUGGGCUGAAAUAUGCAUCUACAACUGAAGACUAAAUACAUCAACGUGGUUUAAAUCCGUGUCCACAGAGGAAAGGGCUGAAUGCACCUUUUUCCCAAGGUACCUACCAUGCAGUUUUAGAACUUGCUGGAUGGAAUUGGUACUGUCUGAAACAGUCACCUUAUUGUAAGAAUACACAAGACCUAUUUCCCGUGAGGACGAAUGGGAAAAGCCAACCUGAAUCUCAACAGAAACACAAAUUGCUGCCUUUUUGGUACUUCCUUCAACAAAGACACCACUUCCUGCAAGUUUCAGCUGAGCAAAAAAAGAAAAAGAGCCAUAGCUAAUGUGAACCUAUUUACCGAAGUGUUUUCAAUUUAAUUGCAUGUAAACAAGUAACAUUUAAAUGUUUUUUUUCUAAUACAGCUGUUCAUAAAAAUACCUGCUAUUGAUCAUCUUUAAAAUGUUCCCCAGGACAAACAAUGAGCUUUUUAUUUUGACUAGUGCUAUAAAGGUAAUCAAUUGGUGUGACUGCUACCCAUCCCUGAUGGAGCAUGAAAAAUGUUUCUCAAGUGGUUUGUAUACAAUGUUGCAACCAAUCAUAGAACAUCUAUAUCCCAUGCCAUACUUUAAAGUAUAUUCUGUUUUUCUCUGUAUCCAGACUGGAGUAUUUUGGAGUGGGAGCAGAUUUUUAAAUUAACUCUUAGCAAGGGCUAGUGGGUUUACUAGCCCCUUAAGUACAUGCAUUGCACCUUUGAAAAACGAAUGUGGGGUAAUUGAACAGAGUCCCGGAGUAUUAAGCAGCUUUUCAGAAGAGUGUACAUAGUUCUUUGCUUUCUUUAACUUGUAAGUUUCAAGCAGUCAUGUUGCAAUUCUUGAGGCCAGCAGCCAACUAGGCCAAAUUGUUAAACCUCAAGUGUGAAUAUUGCAUAGGCUGACUUAAAGUUUAAAUUUUUCCAGGUGAGUUACCUUCUCCUUGAGGUUACAAACAUCAAAAAAAUAUUGGUACUUAAGUUUCACAUAUUAAAUAUUUGACACAUUCACUGCCAAUUAUGCCUUGGUGUAUUUCCUUUUUCAGGAUAUAUUUUUCUGUUUAAGAAGCUGCUUAAUUUUGCAUUAAAAGCCAGGUUGUUGGUUCCUGAUCCACAUAAUCGUUAUUUAAAUGUAAACAAAAUUCCACUUUCAGUAUUGCCAACUACAUGGCAUGUCACACACUGGUAGAAUUAUCCUUACUUAAAUAUACAAAUUUUAUUCUCCCAGAAGUUAUCAUGGAACAUGACUUUAAAAUUCGAUCAUUAACUGUUAGUGUUCCUUGGAGCUGUCUUUUGUAGGGUUAAUUAACUUUGUGUGACACUGCAUUUGUGAUGUAAUUGAUAUAUCUCCACAUCCUCUUCGGCACAGCUGCAGAGUGAAUGAUGCCAAAUAUCUAUCAAUAUGGUUUUUCUUUUCCAUACUCCCUUCAUUCUGUUCGUUCACAACGUACAUUUUAAAGAUUAAAUUUGAUCUGUGUGUGAGAAAUGUCAUUUCUGGUUUUUUUGUCAGAAACAGUUGCUAGCUAUUAUAAAGGUGCAUUUCUUUUCACGUUGGGUACUAGAUGUUUCUUAGUUGGUCAUAACUUGCAAAUUUUUUUUCCCUAUAGAUCUAUUUUGAGUGACUACAUAUUGUUGUUUUCCCAAAAUUUCAUGUUCCUCUUUCAUUGAAACAUAGUUUAUUUUUAUGAAGAUCAUGGACUACAGUGUUGCCCUUCAGUAGUGUGUUGAUCUAGAAGGAAAUAUGAAAUCCCUGGCUACUUUUAAAAGGUACACUAAUGCUCAUGUGUAAGCAAUCAGUAAAGCUCCCACCAAGUACAAAUUAAUCCAAGCUGUUGGGUGUAGUAUUCAUUUUGCACUGUUAUUUGUAAACUUAUAGUUUGUAUGUACAAAAUCAUCCAGCAUUUUGUGUGGUUUCUAUAAAUUGUAUAAAAAUUUUGAAAAUCAAAUUAAUCAAAGUUCUGAAAAGCUACAAGAUUAGAUUUUGGCAGAGCCAGCUUGCUUCUGGAGGGUAUUAAAAAUGGUGGGUGGGACAUUUUAGAGAUUCCCAGGCUGGUAGUUUUGUUGGUACAGAAUUCACUUCCAGCCGUAGCUGGCUCCAUUGAAAGCACAAGCAUCUCGUCUUUGCCCCCACACCUUUGAAAUUUUUUCAUAGAAUUGGACUAGCUUCUCAAGGAGAUGUGGUUCGCAGUCCCUCAGCGGACUUGUUAAACUAUUGUCUGGAUUCUGCAACUCUUUUUAAAAUAUAUGAUUAAAAGGUCUUACCCACAUUGCCUUUGCAUCCUAUAUGAUCAUCUGGAGAAAUGGAUACCUGGCCAUUUGUUCCAGAUAACAUGGCUCAUAGAUAGCCGCAUUAUGAAUACUUAGCUGAAUCUAAGGCUUCGUAUUUGAUUAGUUCAGCAGGGGCCUGUUUUCACAGGUGGGAGUGGAGUCUGCUUUGAUUAAAAGACAACCAAUUUGUUCGUUCUUUUGAUUUAUUUCUUUCAGUAUUUGUUUAUUUGGAUAAAGUUAAGUGUGAAAUAAGAUAAAGUUUAUUAUUUGCUUUUGUAAGUGCAACAAUUUUUUUUCAAAGCAGAUUUCUGAAUGGGUGAUUUUUAUUAGUGUACUUUAAGACUUGCCAUUGCCAUUAUAUGUCACGUUAGUUCUAUACUGUACUGGGUGAGUGGGCAUAAAGGAUGUGGGGUCUCAUGGGAGAGUCUGAGGGCUGAGAGCUAGAGGAACUUAAUAGUCUUUGAUACAAAAUCCCUGAGAAGCAAGGCCAGCCCUAUAAACAGUCUGUUUCCAAAGAGGCCUCACUAUAGCAAUAAAAUGGUGGUCAAGGACCCAUUUUAAAGACACAUCUGUUGAGUUGGGAAAGCUGUUUGGAAAUCUGACUCCUGGUUUCACAAAGUCUGAUACACAAUAAAUUAAGACUGUUGCAUAAGCAAACUACUGAAAUGCUGAAAAUCUGAAAUACAUGAAAAUUUUGAAGCAGCAAGUUUGACAACAUCUGCAGAGAUAGGAACAAUUAACAUUUCAUGUUGUCACAUUUCAGACCAAACGGGCAAAGUUUGAGCAGUAAAACUUCUAAGUGAUACAGGGGGAAGUGUGGAAAAUUUCAAAAGGCUAGGUCUAUUAUGAGAAAUUAAUUAAUGAGAGUUGAUGUGACAAAGCUGAGGCAAUUGAUAAUAGGGGGAGAUAGGCAUGUGCAAAGAGAAGGAACCAAAUGGGCCACAGAUUACAGUCUAAAUUAUGGAAUAUAAUCUCUGGCUCACAUUUUUGUUUCUUUUACUUUACAAAUCUCAAUCUCGUCUUUCCAGUCAAACCCCCUUCACUGUUCUGCCAUUUGCACUGAUCUGGACCCCACUUUUUUCUUUUUGUUCCAUUACCACUACCUUUGGUUCUUCCCCCACAAAUAUUUUUGGCAGUUGAUGUCUCUUGUCUUUCCACCUUAAAACAGACAUUACCUUUUGGUUAGUUUCCUUACAGUUCUAGGAUUUCCCAGUUCUGAUGAAAAGCUAUAACCUGAGGCAUUAACUUAGUUUCUGUUUCCACUGGAGUGUUUCCAAUAUUUUUAGUUCGAACACUGUUCUGUGUUUGCACCAUAAUCCUUGCUGACAGUAGGCUAUUUUCAUUUUGAUAUAUAGUUCAGUUAUAAUGAAAGCUCAUCUUAAUUGGGAAGGGAGGGCAUACAAGGAAGGGGUUGAGAUGCUGACCUUUCAUGGUGCAAGAUAAGUUAGUGUGUCAUGCCACAAAGUUAUAGGAAGUUAGUUUGAUUAUCUUUUUAAUACUGUAUCACCCCCUGCUCCCCACCCAGCUCUGCUGGGGCGGAGGGGGGUGGGGGGAGGGGUUCAUGGUCUUGCUAUCGGAUGCUGCAUUGAAUGCCUGGUAAACUGAAUCACUUCCCCUAGAUGUAGACUAAGGCAAGAGUGAAAUUUUGUUGGAUUCUUUUUGCACCUUAGUAGUACAUGCAAUGCAUGCAUUUCCCUGCUUGCUUGCUCCCUUGGUUUGAGAAUAAUAGUUCUGAUGGAAGACAAUAUUUAUUUGAAUUUAUGUAGAAAACAAUUUGGGUGAUUGGCAAGGGAUUAAGUAACUGGUCUCUAUUCUAUGUGCAUGCAGAGAAUUGGCUGUCUUGAUUUAUCUACCUUUAUUAAGUAUUGUUCUGACUGUAUUGAUACCCUGAUAUCUAUUGAGACAGUUAACCGGUUUGGUGACUUUCUGUAAUGAGACGUGUUUCAAAAUACUAUCAGUCAGGUUUUAAUACAACAAUAUUUAUUGCAAGAGGUACUGCAAAAUAAGUAAUUAUUAAGGUGAAAUAGUUUCUUCAGCCGUUCAACUCUAAUGUCAUUAAUUUCUGAUGAUAAUUGGCUACACUUUCUGAAUUAGAUUUUCUACAAGUGCGUCCCACCCUUUUCCUAAUUACAGUACUCUAAUUUGAAUAAAUAUGUUUUCAUGUGGGGUAGAUCCAAAAAUAUUUAACUAUUCUCACCUUCAUCUUUUUCAGUAAUUAUUAUAACUUCCGAUUAAAGGUUGCUCUUUUAAGCUUUACAAUUUAAAUGGGAAUGUACUGUUUGAAUGGAUACUCCAGUUGGGGGUCUUUAUUAUGUUCAGUGAUUUUAAAAAUGCCUCUUUUUCAGGAUUUCUUUGAGGUGCCUUAUAUUUUCUUCUUUUCAUUUGAAAUUGGAACACAUGAAUGAUUCAAGCAGAUGCUUUUAUUGUCUUCAUUUUCUAACAUUGAUGAUUUUGUGAACUGAGACUGAUUGCUGCCCAUCAUAUCUUUUAACUAAUGUGGAUGGAAUGGUCUGAGAGUAGAUUAAUUGCACCAACUUCUCUAUUAGGAAAUUUGGAUAUUUCAAGCAAUUUCUUUGGCCUAUGUUACACUGCCAAUCUGCGAUAUUCUUUUAAGUCCACAACAUCUGAAUUAAAAAGAAAAAUCAUUUACUACAACUCAAAAACCGCACAACUGUUUAAAGAACAAAAUUAUAUCUCAGCCACACAUAGAAAUAGAAAGUUUAUCAUCGACCACUUUUCUAAUUCAAGCUUCAACCAACCCCAUUAAAAAUGUUGUAAAGUUGAUCUGCAUCAGUAAGGAUAUAUAUAUGUUUUAUUGAAUUGUGACCCACAUUUAAUUGACCAGUGAUAUUAUACUUGAGAAAAGUUUCAAUUAAUAUCAGCAGUAUCCUGACACUUGUUUACUUUCUUCAACUCCUGGCUACUCAUGAUUUAUGUACUAAAUAAUUUUAAAACUGUGAUGAGGCUGAUGAUAGAGACAGGCCUAUGUUCUUGAGAGGUAGUAAAGCUGAUUGUCAUAAUUAUAAUGUAGUGCAACAAAGUUAAUUGUUAUUUUCUCCGCAUCACAUUACUGGUAACUUCUACAGUAAUAUGUUGGUACAAAUAACUGACCGUAUACUUGUACCCAGAUAAUGCAGCUCUGUCGUUUGUACCAUUGACUGCAGAUUGUACCAGUAGUAACAAUGGUACAAAUAUACAUGCUCGCUUCGUAACACAGACAGCACUUUGUGGAAUGCAAUAGAUACAAAUUCUAGAUACUGACCCAUCCCAAUGAGUAUUUUGUGAUUCCGUGAUAAUUGUAGACACCAGAUACUGCAUGAAUCUGGAAUAAUAGAGAUAGGAAUACCACACUGAUUAAGAGGUCUUUACUGGUUUUCAAAAAAAAAAGGUUGGAGGGUGAUUCGUGGGGUUCAUGCUACGCAUUCACUCUAAGCCCACAAUAGUCCUAACUUGAAGAUUUUGAAACCUAUAUAGUCUCCUAAAUUUAGUAUAGCUAGAGAUAAUAUAAUACACUGGUACCAGUAGGUACUGAAUGAAAAAUGUAGCAGAUCUAUGUAGACUGGUACAUUUUGGUACUAUUUUUUUUGGUUGUUUUUUGUUAGUCAAGAAAUAGUCAACACAUGUUGAAACAGGACUACCAGCAUCAUCAUGCAGUUUAGCUAAUAAACACCUAGGUACUGAAGGCUACUAGUGUACGAAACUGAGCACUGACUACCUGUGUUAUGAUUUUAUACAGUAACCUCAAGCCAAAUUCUGGCUAAAUGGGUAUGGCAUACACAAUAUGCAAUUUCUUUUUCUCGAUCUAUUUGUAGCUUAUGAGUUACUAAAUUAUUUCAGUAUUGUGCUGGAAGUCUAUUUCCAGAUAAAAGGAAUUUACAUAUCAUUUGAUAGGUACAGAAGAAAUUAUUUCUUAAAAUUAGUAGUGGAAGGCAACCUAAAAACAAAUGAGGGCAGGUACCUGCUUCCAUGUUAAAGAAAAAGUAAAUUAUGAAGUUAGUAACUUGUUGGUUUCGUCAGACUUUAGUAAAUAUGUUGCAUUUUUUUUCAUAUUGAUCAGUAGUUCUCAAACUUGUGCAUGGAAAGGAAACUUUCAUUGUCCUUUUUCUUUCCAUCAUGGUUGGAAAUUACACACACACCCUGGAAAAGCAAAUGGGAGAUGUGGAGAGGGAUGAAGUACAAAUCUCAAUAAUCAUCAGGUCUUUAUUCAGAAGUGAUUGUCCAAGUUAUUGUCACUGCUAUAAAAUACACUUAAUUUGAAAAAAAGAUAAUUCCGAACCAUUGGCAGAGAGAUGGAAAUGGAGAAUUCCUUUCUAGUAUUCCAUGUGCAGGUACCUUUCCUCAUCUCAUACAAAGUAAAAGUUGCAUCUUCCAGACGAUAGUAUGCUGCUGUAUAAUAAAAAAAACAAAGGUGGAACAAUUAUAUUCCUUCUGUAAAUUAAUUUGACAAAUGGACAUAGUUUUUUUGGCUGUACAGAAAAGUAGACGGUUGAUGCUCUAUAUAUUGCAGUUCCUGCACCACACAUGACAGAAGGUUUAAAAUAUCUAAUUUUAUCUUGCUGUGUCUUCCACUGUAAAUAUUGUUUAGCAGUUUAAUGUUAAUCCACCAUGUAUGUGAAUGGGAGACUGGCUUAGAGUUCUGUAUAGUGUUUAUAUUUAUCACAAAUGCUUUCCAUAGAGCUACAUGCAAUAAAAUUGUGUUCAUGUUA
Molecule: messenger RNA, 10839 nt
Organism: Chiloscyllium plagiosum (whitespotted bambooshark)
Lineage: Eukaryota; Metazoa; Chordata; Chondrichthyes; Orectolobiformes; Hemiscylliidae
Product: insulin receptor substrate 2-A-like
Biological process (GO): insulin receptor signaling pathway
Cellular component (GO): cytosol; plasma membrane
Molecular function (GO): phosphatidylinositol 3-kinase binding; insulin receptor binding
Source: RefSeq, a predicted model, not a curated record